Messenger RNA from Pollicipes pollicipes, 1800 nucleotides. Its product is annotated as fasciculation and elongation protein zeta-2. Gene Ontology annotation, cellular component: cytoplasm; axon. The record is from RefSeq and is a predicted model, not a curated record. Lineage: Eukaryota; Metazoa; Arthropoda; Thecostraca; Pollicipedomorpha; Pollicipedidae.
CCGGCGGCGGCGGCUCCCGAGGACGGGCUCUCGGACGAGGACGAGGCCGUGGCCAACGACCUGGACAUCCACUCCCUGAUCCUGGCGGGUGUACCGGCCGAACAAGAGGACCGCCUCAAGACGGCCGACGAGGUCAUCAAGGAGAUCGACGACAUCAUGGAGGAGGGCGAGUCGGACGACUCGCCCGAGCUCGAGUCACCGGACUCGGCGAUCGGCGAGGCACGAGAGCGGCCACCGCUGGCCUCCAGAGAAAAGCUGGAGGCCAUGACGUCGGCCGAACUGAACGAGAUGUACCUCGACCUGGAGCUCAUGAUCAAGGACUACUCGGAGGUGCUCAUCAACGAGCUGGCCUUCCGUGACGAGCUCGAGUACGAGAAGGAGCUCAAGAAUCAGUUCAUAUCUCUCCUCCUGACAAUUCAAAACAAGCGGAGACAGUACAACGUGGAGAAAAAGAAGAAAAACAAGAAUGGGGUUACUCUGGAUGCUAAAUACCUGACCACGGUCAUACCGUACAGCGUGGGUACCCGAUGCCCCGACAACGCCACGCUUCAGAUACUCAUCAAAAUCCUGCGGGCCAUCGACGACGACAGUCCGACAGUGCCCACCCUGCUGACCGACUACAUCCUCAAGGUGCUCUGUCCCACAUAGAGCGGACGCCACGGCCCGCGGCGGAAUCGGCGCACUGAGACCCGGCCCGAUCGACGCGCCAUCUAUUUUUGUGCGUGUGUGUGCUUGUGUGACGUCACGCCGCACCGGCGCUGACGUCACUGGCGGGAGGGCGAAGAGGGAUGCCGCGCGGACAGCGCUUGCUUGGGCCUGUGCAAUAGUCAGCUUGUGGCGCUCCGACUCGCUGACGGGUGGUAGUAGUUGCCGAUCUGACCACGUGGCGGCGCCACUGGAUGGUAGCGUAUGCGUCGGCGGACGGCGCCUCACGGCUCUGGCUUUAGCCACGUCACAAACCCAGGCAUUUGUCUCUUGCAUGCGCGAAAUGGCUGAAUGCUGUCUCUCUAUCGGGAGCUGUGAAAUCUCACGAUAUUCUACUUGUAGCUUAUUUAUUUGUAGGUGGAUAGAACAAUUUACGUAUAGGACCUUAGAGCUUUGUAAACCGCUGCCCGAUCGCCUGUGACGCGAGUGCGUUGCUGUUCGGUUCGUGUUAGCGGUAGAUUUAACGGUCCGUUUCGGAUAAGAUAACGACGACCGGUUCUGCGAUUCGGUUUCUGUGAUCAUUCGUCUGCUGUGUGUCGGCGCCGGGUGUGAUACCAAAGAGAUUCACCGGGAAGAGCGCCCGGCAUACUCGCUUGUGUGGGCGGCGUGGCGCGGCCGUCCGUCGCCGCAGCUCGAGGAAGUGUGCCGCUGCGGGCGUCGGGAGAUUUCGGUAGGCUAUAGCCGCACAACCGCUCCGCGUCGCCGCCCGGGCCCGAGCGCGCCCGGCGGUCGCUGGGCGCGGGUCCCCACUUAGGUGCGCGCCGCGGGAACGCGCGUCGCGACCUCUCGGGGCGUCCGCCGCGGUCGCGAACGGGUCAGGUCGGCCCGGCCGCCCUCGGCGCACGACAGGUGUCACGCGGCGGCUGUCGCUCUGCAGCCGGACGGCGUGGGGAGGCCCAGGCGGGCUCGGGCCGGCCAGGCGCCCGCGGAUCCGCCGCAGCCGCGAUGUUUGCCGUCAAUCGGACGGCUCGGUGUCGACGGCGUCUCGCGCGCCGCCGGGUCGCCGCUGUCCGUGUGCUGCGUCACACAGGGCAGUCGGUACUCGCCCGUGCUGUCGCCUGUAACACGACCACCGCUGGCAAAUACACUCCCCGC